GUUGCUCAUUAAGUAUACAUAAAAAAAAAUUAAAUUACACACGUAUUUGUUAUUAAAAGGUGCUUAAAAACAAUAAAGAGAGCGUGCGAGCCAAUAGACAACAGCAGCAGUGGCGGCACACAGUGAGCAGCAGCGUUUACAAACACCAACACAGCAGAACCAACAGCAGCAGAGACAGAGUCAGUAACAGCAGCAGCAGCAGAACGUCCAGAACGACGUUGACGGUGACGGCGACGACGACAAUGAACACACUGAGCGCUAACACGAACGGAAGCGGUGCUGGAUCGACGGGCAAUGGCAAUGGCAAUGGUAGUGCUGGUGGCUCCACGGCGAAUGCCACAACAGCCGGCAGUGCUGGCAGCGGUGGCAACGGCGGUGGCGGAGGAGGUGGCAACCUUGAUGAGCUUGGCGGCGAUGCCAGCUCACGCAGGCAGGCGACGCGGGUGUUCAAAAAGAGCUCAUCGAAUGGCAAAAUCACAGUCUAUUUGGGCAAGCGCGACUUUGUAGAUCAUGUCACGCAUGUGGAUCCAAUUGAUGGCGUGGUUUUCAUUGAUCCGGAGUAUGUGAAGGAUCGCAAAGUGUUUGGCCAAGUGCUGGCUGCAUUUCGAUAUGGACGCGAAGAUCUAGAUGUGCUGGGCCUAACAUUUCGCAAGGAUUUGUAUUUGGCUCAUGAACAAAUCUAUCCGCCCAUGCAAAUGGAACGGCCCAUGACCAGAUUGCAGGAGCGGCUCAUUAAGAAGCUGGGACCCAAUGCGCAUCCAUUUUAUUUUGAAGUGCCGCCCUAUUGUCCGGCUUCGGUAUCCUUGCAACCAGCACCGGGCGAUGUUGGCAAAUCCUGUGGUGUGGACUACGAACUAAAGGCAUUUGUGGGCGAACACAUUGAGGAUAAGCCCCACAAACGCAAUUCGGUGCGUUUGACGAUUCGGAAGGUGAUGUAUGCACCAUCGAAGGCCGGAGAGCAGCCCUCCAUUGAGGUGAGCAAGGAGUUCAUGAUGAAGCCCAAUAAAAUACACUUGGAGGCAAGUCUGGAUAAGGAGCUGUAUCAUCAUGGCGAGAAGAUAUCAGUCAAUGUGCAUGUGGCCAACAAUUCCAAUCGCACGGUCAAAAAGAUAAAGGUGUGUGUACGCCAAUUUGCCGACAUAUGCCUCUUCUCGACGGCCCAAUACAAAUCUGUGGUGGCCGAGAUUGAGUCGGAGGAUGGCUGCAAUGUGGCACCAGGCUUUACGCUCUCCAAGGUGUUUGAGUUAUGCCCCCUGCUAGCGAACAACAAGGACAAAUGGGGACUGGCGCUGGAUGGUCAGCUAAAGCAUGAGGAUACAAAUCUGGCGUCAAGCACGCUUAUUACCAAUCCUGCACAGCGCGAAAGCUUGGGCAUAUUGGUGCAUUACAAGGUCAAGGUGAAGCUACUAAUUGGCUCGCCGCUGUUGGGCGGAGAUUUGGUUGCCGAGCUGCCAUUUACGCUGAUGCACCCCAAGCCAGAGGAAGAGGAGCAACCGGUGCUGGGCGAUCGCUCCCCGCGCGCCAGCUUGGCAGCGCCGCUGCUUAGCCUGGGCGAUGCAGUCGAUGCAGGCGCCGCGGCUUCCUCAACACAAACGCCAAACGAUGUGCCCACCACCACGAACCUCAUACAGCUGGACGACGAUGAGGCUCAAGACGAUGAUAUCAUCUUUGAGGAUUUCGCGCGGCUUCGCUUAAAGGGUGCCGAAACAGAGGCCUAGACGCUGAAAGUCAACGUCUGUCAAUGUCCGUGAGUUGUUUGUGGUGUUGCAUCGAGCAGCUGCAGUUUUCGAUCAGCCCAUAGACAUGCGUACGCGCAAUAUUUAUUGUCCAACUCUACGUAUAUAUACAUAUAUAUAUAUAUCCAAAAAUAUGGCAUUUGUAUCAUACGAUGUUUAUGCGCAGCCCUGAUUGUAAACUUUGAAUACAUAGCCACGGUACAUAGUUUUAUAUUGCUAUUGAUAUGUGUAGGCCAUACGUUCUAGUAUCUAUAGUAUUUAAGCUGAAAGUGUACGAAUUUUUGAAAAUGUGAAAUUGUUUAACAAAUACACACACACACACACAUACCUACACAUACACAUACAAAGAACCCUCAAAUACACCGACCAACAAAAAAGCCA
Messenger RNA from Drosophila novamexicana, 2117 nucleotides. RefSeq names its product beta-arrestin-1 (gene krz). Gene Ontology annotation, molecular function: G protein-coupled receptor binding. Bases 243 to 1718 code for a protein of 491 amino acids. Gene Ontology annotation, cellular component: cytoplasm. Gene Ontology annotation, biological process: G protein-coupled receptor internalization; signal transduction. The record is from RefSeq and is a predicted model, not a curated record. The transcript is spliced from 2 exons. Lineage: Eukaryota; Metazoa; Arthropoda; Insecta; Diptera; Drosophilidae.